Messenger RNA from Cataglyphis hispanica, 694 nucleotides. RefSeq names its product adenosine 5'-monophosphoramidase HINT3-like. The coding region runs from base 118 to 546 and encodes 142 amino acids. The transcript has 4 exons. Gene Ontology annotation, molecular function: catalytic activity. Lineage: Eukaryota; Metazoa; Arthropoda; Insecta; Hymenoptera; Formicidae. The record is from RefSeq and is a predicted model, not a curated record.
ACUGUGAUUCGUGAACAUGGCGUAGAGGUUAGAAAAGUUUAAUAAUUUACAUUUGCUUUCAAAAAGUGAAUAGUAUAACAUUUUAGAUACAUUAUUAAUUAUUUAACACUAAUUUCAAUGGCGGAGCAAGAGACUAACUGUAUUUUUUGUAAAAUUAUUAGAAAUGAAGAGCCUAGUGAAAAGAUUUACGAGGAUGAUGAUGUCACAUGUAUUAAAGACAUUAAUCCAGCAUCAACACAUCAUUAUUUAAUAUUAUCAAAUAAACAUAUAUGCAAUGCAAAAACACUUAAACCUGAAGAUUCUGAUCUUUUUGAUAAGAUUGUUGCUACAGUAGACAUUAUCUCAGAAAAAUUGAAUCUUAAUCCUGCAUCUACACGAACAGGAUUUCAUUGGCCACCAUUUAAUACAGUUAAUCAUUUACAUCUACAUGUUAUUUCUCCGAUAGAGAAAAUGACUAUUAUAAAAAGUGUGAUGUUUAAAUCCAAUUCUUAUUGGUUUGUGAGUACUGACUACGUCAAGUCUCGUUUGGAAAAAAGUAAAUUAUAAAUAUAGAGUAUUAUAAUUUUAUUUGUUAUUUUUCAUCAUGGUAAUAAUAUGAAAGAUUUAUAUAAUUUAUAAUUGAAGCAUUUCAUGAAAUUGCAGGUAUAAAAUUAUUAUAAAAUUUUCAAAAUUAAUAGGUUUAUUGUAAAUUAGU